CAAUUAGUGCAGUUUUUCCAUCUGCCUCAACACACACUGUUUUAGAGACCUAAGAAUUCAUUAAUGCUUUAUUGAUGAAUUUCAUUGCUAAAAACGUUCCUGUAUUACAGGAAUGAAGGAACUUGACAGAACAGGUUUGACUUGGGUGUAACAUCCUAUGCACAAGUGAAGUCCGUGUUACUUUCACACAGCGAGUGCUCUACGAAAGUGGCAGUUUAAAGAAGCAAUGAACAGAAAGAUUAAAGGAAAGAUGCAUAAAAGACAAGUCAGAGAUGAUACCACAAACUCCCUCACUUCUGAUUUAACAGAGGAGAAAAGAAAGCAGCUUUGUGGAUUACUGGGGAAUGUUGAACUGACUCUUCUCUACAAAGCUUCUGUUCAUGGAUAUAAUGCUUCUGCCUUCCACCAGCGAUGUGACCGUCAGGGUCCAACAUUACUUGUAGCCUACAACCGUUCAGGCUACAUCUUUGGUGGAUACACUAGUGUAGAAUAUACUCAAAGCGGGCAGUAUUUUACAGAUGAGGAAGCUUUCCUGUUCAGCUUUCAAGGCAAGAUCCCUGUCUGCAUCAAAAUUAACAGUGGACAUAAUGUACGUUAUGAUGAUGCUGGAGUACCCAACUUUGGCCAACAGUUGUACUUUUGCUACAACAACCAACCAGUUGUGUUAAAUCAAGGAGGGAGUGCAUUUACUGUUAAUGUGGCAACAAUGUAUGGGAAUGACACUCAAAUGACUGAAUGUGAGGUGUACAAAGUGGAACAGAGCUCUCAAAUCAGUGCAGAAGAGAAACCAUGGAGGAACGUUCUGUGGACGGCUGAACGAAGAGACGAGCUAAUGGAAUCGAUCAGGAAUUAUAAACCCAUGACGACGUCUGUGAGUCGGGUCAGAAUCCUAAUGAUCGGUCCUGUAGGUGCUGGAAAAUCCAGUUUCUUCAACUCCAUCAACUCCAUCUUCAUGGGCCGCAUGACCAGUAAAGCCAUGUCAGGAUCUGCAGGCACUAGCCUCACCACACAGUUUCGCACAUACCCAGUGAAAGACGGUCGUGAGGGAAAGCCACUGCCGUUUGUGUUGUGUGACACCAUGGGACUCGAGGAGCAAUCAGGUGCAGGACUGGAUAUUGAGGACAUCAGCAGCAUUCUUCAAGGUCACGUACCAGACCGCUAUAAAUUCAACCCCAUUACACCGUUUCAACCAGAUGAGCAAAAGGCCUCCAAACCUGCAUCUCUACAGGAGAAGAUCCACUGUGUGGUGUACGUGAUAGACGCCACCAAAAUCUCCCUCAUGUCUGACAAACUAGAGGAAAAACUUGCUGCUAUACGCAGAAAAGUGAACUCACUGGGCAUUGCUCAGAUUGUCUUGAUGACAAAAGUAGAUGAAGCAUGUCCUCUAGUGGAGGAAGAUCUUCAAAGCCUUUAUGUCAGUUCCUACAUCAAGACGAAGGUUCAGGAGGUGAGCUCUCGGUUGGGUGUGCCGGUGUCUUGUGUGUUACCGGUGAAGAACUACAGUCAGGAGCUGGAGCUGGAGCUCAACUGUGACGUCCUGCUUCUCACCGCUCUACAGCAGAUGCUCAACUUUGCAGACGACUAUCUGGAUGAUGUUGGUCACAUGGAGAGCAACCCUAUAUAAAGAGCUGCUGUUAAUUUUCUCAACAAUUUUGAGGCCAGAUGUGUGUUAUAUAUGAUACGGGUUUAGACUAGAAUAUAGGAACACUGUUGUCUCAGUUGAGGUAUUUUAUGUUAGUUUACAACAAUAAUGGUCACUUUGUACACUUCUAUUGUGUCAACUUAUCAACCAUACAAUCAGCUUUAAAAUGUAAUAAUGAAAUGGUGAGAAAAAUAUAUUUAAAACUGUCAACAUAUAGGCCUACUGUUUGUUAUAAUAGCUAUUAAACAUUACACUUACUGAGGUUGGUCUGCUAUUUAACGUGCGCGUGAUUUUAAGACGAUACAUUCGUAUUCUGAACGAAUUAUCGUGAUAAGUAGCCUAGUAUCCCAUAAGUGUGUUCAAUUAAUUCUUAACAGUUUACAUAAAAUUAUUAUUAUUAAUGUCAGAAUUUUACUAUACAAAAAACCCUAGCGUAGGCUAUAUAAAUUUCUUAAUUUUCACUGAGUUCGCAUCUGAAAUGGAGAAGUAAACUAACGCUUCGGGCGAUGCAAGUUCGAAUCCCGACUCAACGUCCUCCUUUUGCUUUCGGUCUUCCAUUGCACUGUCCUAUGAAAUAGCUAGAGGCAAGAGUUUAAAAUAUAACUAAUAUAAAAAAUUAUAAGAGGAAACGUAAAUGAAGCUGAGGAACUAGCAGAACAAAGUAAAGAUAAAUAUACAGACUACAGUUGAAUUGCCGUUACUGUUUAUUGAAACAACGAAAGGUGUGAAUCAAAUGAAGUCAAACAUGGACCAAGAACUAUAUAUUUACUGUCAGAUAGUUACUAGACAGACGACAUCUGCAGGCUGGAAAAGUGAAACUGAGGAACCGACAAACCAGACGCACAGAAGACAAGUCCUCUGUCCUAAAGAUUACGAUAUAAAAACACAUGUAGCCA
Messenger RNA from Megalobrama amblycephala (Wuchang bream), 2538 nucleotides. RefSeq names its product interferon-induced protein 44-like. NCBI's taxonomy places the organism in Eukaryota, Metazoa, Chordata, Actinopteri, Cypriniformes, Xenocyprididae. Bases 227 to 1624 code for a protein of 465 amino acids. The record is from RefSeq and is a predicted model, not a curated record. The transcript has 9 exons. Gene Ontology annotation, molecular function: GTP binding.